AAUUUUAAUUAAUUGUUUACGUUAAUUUAAAGUAAGUUUUGAAGUGUAAUUUAUUGUGUUUGAAUGCCACUGAUGCCAGUUGCAAUUUAAUUGAUAAUUAUUACAAAUUUCAUUAAUUCAUUUACAAUGGACGAAUACACAAAGCGAAUGAUGGCAAAUGCACAAGCACGCCAAAAAAAAUUAAAUACUAAAUUUACGGACUUAGGAUUACAACAAAAAAUUCCAUUACAUGAAUCUCAACCUAACAUACCCACUGAAAAUAGUAGAAAUCUUGAUGAAAUAUCAAAAUUAAAACGGAAAGAAGUUCACUCUGAUUCAAUUUUAUCACAUCAAACUUAUUCGGUUAAAGAAAACGUAGAACGAUUAAAUACAGCAUGUUCCAAAACAAGCAGCACAACGCGUAUUUCAAGUGAAAUACCAGGAAAAAAUAGUCCUAAAUUCACUCAUAAAACUUUUAAUGUUCAAAAAGAGAAUUUCGAAAUGGAAAUUAAAUUCAAUUCACCCGACGAUGUUCGAGUUGAAGUUGAAAUUGUAAGUGAUUGUGAAAAUGAUGAUAAAGAUUCCAAAGCCGGUAGCAGUCAAAGUUUGUCGUCUAAAAAGAACUUAAGUGUUGGUAAAGAUUCAAAGUCUGCUAGUACUCAAAGUUUAUCGUCCAAAAAGAAUCCAAGUGAUUCUGAAAAUGAUGACAAAGAUUCCAAGUCGAGUAAUCAAAGUUUGUCGUCUAGAAAAGACGUUAAAUCACGUUUGAAACAACUUGGAAAAUUAUACACAGACGAUGCAGAAUUGUCAUCCCCAAUUCAAAGAACUGAAGAAAAAUUCCAUGAAGAAUUAAGUUCAGAUGAUAAAAAUGACGAAGAAAUUCCUGCUAGUAAAAAACAACAGAAUGAAGCUAGAAAAAAACGAUUAGCUGCAUUAGCAUCAGAUCGUAACAAUUGGGAAGACGAAUUAAAUCACCAAAAAACGAAUGAUGUAAAUUCUGCUAAAACUCCUAGAAAAUCGUGGAAGCCUCCAGCACCAAAACCACCUGUUCAGGAAUCUGCAACUAAGACAAAAACUCCUCCAAAAAAGAAAUCUCCAGCACCACAACCCCCUGUUACGCCAAAAUCUGACAAUUCUGGUUCGAAAUCGCCAACCAAACAAUUAAAAUGGGACAAAAAUGUUUUGGAUUCAUUGGAAUCACAAGGCUUUUCUCGGAUUGAAUCAACAUCACAAAAAUUAGUAUUUGAUUACACUCGCCCUCAAAACGAAAAUGAAACUUUAGAUAAAUCCGAAACUGAAGAAAUUGAUAAUAAUGAAAAAGAAUGUCUUGACGAAUCAAUUGAGAACAAUACAUCGCCAGUUAAAAAAAUCACCACAAAAAUAAAUAUACAAACAGAAAAGAAUGAUGCAACCAAAAUAUCUGAAAUUGCUCAAAAAUUUGAUAAAGAAUCGAAAAAAGAAACGAAACCUGUCUCAAAAUCUCAACCAAAAUCACCAAGUAAAAAUAUUUUAAGUAAAACAGCACUAUUUGAAUCGAAUAGUCCAUCAAAAACUAAAGAUCCGGCGCUUUUAAGCGUAUCUGAACGCAAAGCUUUGUUUGAAAAAAAUAAAGGCGAAGCUUUAAUCCCAAAGGCAGCUUUUGCAAUGGCUGUACCUAAACCUGCCACAGAGAAUACAAAACCUACAAAAGAAGGAGUUAAACCUAUAGAAAAGACAGAAAUUAAAGUUGUUAAGGAGAGUAAGAAAUCUCCAUCCAAAAAUGAAAAAAACAAACCACAAAUCAAAACUAAACCAGAAUCAACUGUUAAAUCUGUAUCAGAAAGUAGUGGUAUUGCUGGUAAAUUAAAAGCUCUGUUACAUCAAGCUACAACCAUAUCUGAAUCUCAAAUUCGAAAUGCUCGUGAAUCGGAAAAACAACGUGAACUUGAAAUGUUAAAGAAUCGUUUUAAUCAGAAUAAAGAGAUUAUUCAUGAAGAAAUACAAGAGGCGAGUGAACAUUCCGAUAUUGAAGAAGACAAUGAACAAUCCUCGUCAGACGAAGAUAAUACGGAAGUAUCUGAAACAACGAAGAUGAUUAAACAAAAAAGUAAAAUAGUUACAUUCCAACGUAGUCGGGAAAGUUUAGCAUCAUUAGCGUCAAAAACAUCGAAAACAUCUAGAAAAUCUAUUGAAUCAACCAGAUUAUUAAGUGUUGAUUCAUCAGAUUCAUCUAAGUCGACUUCAAACACAACUAAAAGGCGUAGUUCUGGAGAUAGUCCUGUAGUUCAAGCUGUAUUAGAAGAUGUAAAACGUAUAAAGGUAUCACCACCAAAAAAUGGUAAAUUAUAUCCGUGCUUAUCGGAUAUAGAAGCAUCUACAGCGAAUGAAGAUACCGAAGUUGAAGAACAGAUUGAAGAUCGUUCAGAUGAAAACAAUAGCAGUAUUGGUAAUGAUGACGAGGAAGAUGAAUCAAUUGCUGACUCUGAUAUUGCUGAUACAAGUCUUGGUCGUGAAAUAUUGGAAGCUGUAAAUAGAAAUCACAAUAAUUCACGAAAUAAACGGCAGAUUUUGGAUGAAAGUACAACAACAUCAGAUAUUUCAGAUGUAUUAAAUGAUAUGAAUGAAUACUUAGAUGAACAGUCGACAGACACAGAUGCUGGACCAACACCACCAAAAAAUUCACGCACUUCACUAUCGAAAACUGGAACCGCAGCAUCUCAUUCAUUUAAUUACAAGCGCUCGUCUACGUCAUCCUCGAAUACAUCCUCAAAUUACUUAUCAUCACCAACUAAAGCAACAAACAUUGAUCAACAUAAACAGAAUAAUGAUGCCCCAACACAUAUUUUAGAUGGCGAUUCCACUGUUCCAUUAAUUCAUACAGUCAGUUUUUAUCGCCGUCAACAGAGUCAAGAGCAACGAACUCCGAUUAAAAAAAUUGUUCGACAAUCUGCAAUUGAUACUGAAUCUGAAGAUGAUUUCCAAAGUGUUUGUGAUAAAGAAAAUGAUCAGAAGUUGAUUAAUGAAAAAAUUCAACAUCUUAUGGAUGAGGUUUGUAAGCAGCAAACAGUUAUUUCUCAGGCAAGUCAAGCAAUAAAUUUGUGUACAUCAACAAUUGAAUUUUCUGGGUCAAGCGAAGAAGUCGAAGCUGAACGGUUACUGUUACUUGCGACACAACGUCGUCAAGCUGCAUUACAUGAAUCUCAACGGCUACGCAUUGAACGAACAUUGUAUCCAACUUCGAAUAACUCAAAUGUGUUAAAUGUGGAUCACUGUAGUAUUACGAUAUCGGAUAUUGUUCUUCCAUUAAAACGGGAUUAUAUUCGAGCUUUAACUGCUGCGGGAGGACUAGGUCACCACUUCCUAUGUUUAAUUCGGUAUGCUGAACAUGUGUUCGCUACACCGUUAACUGCAACAGGAAAUCCUCCAAAUCCACCACAAAUAUGCGUACGAAUACCUGGUACGUUAAAAUUACAACAAGUUCAUCCAGAAUUUACAAUCACUGUUGAAGUAUAUUCAAUGCAAGCACACGAAGAAGUUUUACCACAUGAAAUAAAGUACCAUAUUGCUAAAGAUAAAAAGUCUGGUAAAUUAUUAACUCCAAAAAAAACAAAACAUUCUUCCCAAGAUUCAAAACUUGUAAAACCGUCCAUUCAAUCACCAGCUGGUCCAAACGCAGUACGAACUUCCUCUUUCCAAUUAAUGGGAUACAUAAUAUUCUCUAUUAAAGAAGUAAAUCGAACUCAAUGGUCAUUGAAUAAAGUACCGUACAUAAGCCCACUUGAAGGGAAUAUCCAAAUGCGAGUACAAUGUGAUAUUUCUGUAAAUGUUGAGAUGCGAGGAUUUUUAACAAUGUUUGAAGAUAUCUCUGGUUUUGGAGCGUGGCAUCGACGAUGGUGUUAUUUGAAAGGUGAAUCGUUGAGCUAUUGGAAAUAUCCAGAUGAUGAACGUAAAAAAGCUCCAAUAAAUUCGAUUAAUUUACAAGGCUGUAUCACAGAAAAUGUGAACUUAGUUAGUCGAGAUAUUUGUGCACGACCGAAUACAUUUUUAUUAGAAUUUGUUCGUCCUCGACAACCUGGUGAUGCUGAAAGUCUUGUUAUGGUGAUUAAAAAAGAUCAAACUUUAAUUCGGCAUCUGUUAUCGGCAGACACAAAAGAAGAACGAAUUGAAUGGUGUCAACAAUUAAAUAAAGCUCUAUUGUCAAUAAAAUCAUUUAAAUAACGUUUUUAACACUUGUAUUACUAAGAAUGGGGCCAUUAUAUUCCAAUAUAUUUGCAUUUAUCUUAAAUAUCGUAUAUAUUUUUUAUACUUAGGGACGGAUACAGCCUUUAAAUUUUAAAUUAGAGUGUGGUCAGGAGUGCUGGUCAUGGACACGAACAAUUACAAUAAUUUUACGCAUCCAUUUUUAUUUUAUAUUGUAAAAUAACUUUUUAUAAGCCGUAAAAUGGAGUAAGUAAUUAUAAAGUAUUUAUCCAAGAUGACUUCCAAAAGAUUGUAUCCGCCCCUAUUUAUACUAACUAUUAAUUAAACUUUUUGAUACAAUUUA
Chrysoperla carnea is the source of this 4501-nucleotide messenger RNA. RefSeq names its product anillin-like. Bases 127 to 4176 code for a protein of 1349 amino acids. The record is from RefSeq and is a predicted model, not a curated record. Gene Ontology annotation, biological process: actomyosin contractile ring assembly; mitotic cytokinesis; septin ring organization. Gene Ontology annotation, cellular component: actomyosin contractile ring. The transcript is spliced from 13 exons. NCBI's taxonomy places the organism in Eukaryota, Metazoa, Arthropoda, Insecta, Neuroptera, Chrysopidae.